AUGGAUAUUGCCAUCCAGCACCCCUGGUUCAGACGCGCCCUGGGCUCCGUCUACCCUGCUCGACUCUUUGACCAGUUUUUCGGGGAGGGCAUGUUUGACUAUGACCUCUACCCCUACACCACCUCCACCAUCAGCCCCUACUACAGACACACGCUGUUCCGCAGCUUUAUGGACUCUUCCAACUCCGGCGUUUCUGAGGUGAGGUCUGACAAAGAUAAGUUUACAGUCUACCUGGACGUCAAGCACUUCUCUCCUGACGAGCUCAGCGUGAAGAUCACCGAUGACUACGUGGAGAUCCAGGGCAAGCACGGGGAACGACAGGACGACCAUGGUUACAUCUCCCGCGAGUUCCGUCGCCGCUACCGCCUCCCCUCCAAUGUCGACCAAUCAGCAAUCACCUGCACCCUCUCAGCCGAUGGUCUGCUCACCCUGUGGGGCCCAAAGGUCAGCGGCGGGAAUGAAUCCGGACGCAGUGAACGCAACAUCCCAGUCACCCGUGACGACAAGCCCAACGCCGCCGUCUCCUCCUAG
Messenger RNA from Cheilinus undulatus (humphead wrasse), 531 nucleotides. It is a transcript of the gene cryaa, whose product is annotated as crystallin, alpha A. Gene Ontology annotation, biological process: protein refolding; lens development in camera-type eye; response to heat. NCBI's taxonomy places the organism in Eukaryota, Metazoa, Chordata, Actinopteri, Labriformes, Labridae. The coding region runs from base 1 to 531 and encodes 176 amino acids. The transcript is spliced from 3 exons. The record is from RefSeq and is a predicted model, not a curated record. Gene Ontology annotation, molecular function: structural constituent of eye lens; protein folding chaperone.